Pundamilia nyererei is the source of this 487-nucleotide messenger RNA. RefSeq names its product UHRF1-binding protein 1-like. Lineage: Eukaryota; Metazoa; Chordata; Actinopteri; Cichliformes; Cichlidae. The transcript has 2 exons. The record is from RefSeq and is a predicted model, not a curated record. The annotation marks the transcript as partial.
GAUGAUGACCCUCGUGAUAAUCCCAACUCGGAGCCCUCGCCGGUCAUGCUGCACAUCGACAGCCUCAUCGUACACAGAAGAGACGACGGGUCUUUCUCUAUAGGAGUGGAUAGAGCAGGAGAGGCCAAACCCAAGCAAGCGGCCUCAGUGAUUGACAGCUCUCUGAGUCCAGUCCCUGAGACUGUGGGCGGCAUCUGUGGUGUUUCAAAGGCGACGCAGACUCAGGCUCCGCCUACAAGCCCCCCUCCAUCUGACAAGGAGAUGGUGAGAAAUACAGCAAAACACAGUGGAAAGAGAGCAUAGAGGCAAAAAUAAACAAACACCACAUGUGCAAACAGUGUUGAUGUUCAUGUUUUUGUUCUUCUUCUUUGUCAUUUUCUCCUACAAACAGCUCCAAAUGAGAAUGUUGUUUCUUUCUGAUCAUUCUGGAGGCUGAAGCAUGGUGUGCCAGGUUUUGCUUUGGUAAAGCUAUUCCAGUUCUGUGUUU